This is a messenger RNA of Carcharodon carcharias (great white shark), 1943 nucleotides long. RefSeq names its product 4-galactosyl-N-acetylglucosaminide 3-alpha-L-fucosyltransferase 9-like. Gene Ontology annotation, molecular function: alpha-(1->3)-fucosyltransferase activity. Bases 259 to 1338 code for a protein of 359 amino acids. Lineage: Eukaryota; Metazoa; Chordata; Chondrichthyes; Lamniformes; Lamnidae. The transcript is spliced from 5 exons. The record is from RefSeq and is a predicted model, not a curated record. Gene Ontology annotation, cellular component: membrane.
CAGUAGGUAGAAUCAAAAUGAAUUCCAGAGAUGUGCACUGUACCUUGUUUUGGUCCCAAGAAAAGAAAAAAGUGAAGCUUCUUGAAAAGUGUGAUUUGAGAAAGACUAAGGGCUUCUGAGGUCACAACAUACCGUUAGCAGUGGAGCUACAUGGAAAGUGUGAUUUGAGAAAGACUAAGGACUUCAGAGAUCGGAACAUACUGUUAGCAGGAUGAGCAGGAGUGAAGACAGAAAGACAGAGAAACUGGAGGAGACAUUAUGAUACCAGCACCUAGUAUACGGAUUUUCCACAUCCUGUUCAUUUCCUUCACCAUUUUGGGCUGUUUUUUAGCUAUUUUGUUGCUUUAUGUCAAACCAUCUAACAUCUGGGUUUAUCCUCCAUUGGAAUCUGCCACAUCAGCACUUGGUGUGAAAAAACCCUUUGUGACAGGUGCUAAAGAGGAUGAAACUAUUGUGCUCCUUUGGCUUUGGCCUUUUGGUCAGAAAUUUGAACUGAGUUCUUGUGAAUCAACGGUUAACAUCCAUGACUGUCACUUGACUGCGGAUAGGAACCUCUAUAACAAAUCCCACGCGGUCCUUUUCCAUCACCAAGACAUAAGUGGAGACUUGUCCAAUCUGCCCAAGCAGCCACGGCCAACUUUUCAGAAAUGGAUUUGGAUGAAUCUGGAGUCACCUACCCUCGCUUCAAAAAAACCUGGACUUGACCAGCUCUUCAACCUGACCUUGACAUAUCGGUGGGGUUCAGAUAUCGAAGUGCCUUAUGGAUCUCUGAUAAUGAACAAAGUUCCAUUAGCUUUUGAAUUGCCUAGUAAAAGCAGUCUGGUGUGUUGGGUUGUAAGCCACUGGAACAUUAAUCAUGCCAGAGUGAAGUACUACAAUGAAUUCCGCAAAUACAUUAACAUCAGCACUUACGGUCGAGCCUUUGGGAAACGUCUGGAGGAUAAUCAAUUCAUCCCUACCAUAGCUGCUUGUAAGUUCUACCUUGCCUUUGAGAAUUCAAUACAUAAAGAUUACAUAACUGAAAAGCUCUACAAUCCUUUGCGUGUUGGCACCGUACCUGUGGUCUUGGGGCCAUCUAGGAAAAACUAUGAAAAUUACAUUCCGGCCGAUUCUUUCAUUCAUGUGGAUGAUUUCCACUCAGCCAAAGAGCUUGUGGAUUACUUGCACAAACUGGAUGGUAAUAAAGACUUGUACAUGCAAUACUUCAAAUGGAGGAAAUACUACACAGUAAGGAUGCCUCAUUUCUGGGUUGAACAUUUAUGUAAAGCGUGUGAGAAUAUAAAACAACAUCGAAAAUAUAGAUCAUGUUCCAGUUUGGAGAAAUGGUUUUGGGGUUGAACUCUUAAACAUGUCACUGGUAAAUAUCAUGGUUUAUCAACAAUAUCUAUAGAAUUCAAUUGACUUCUUUCUCCAACAGAAAAUAUUUUUGAUUAAUUCUUUUGUUUAACCAAAAAGAACUCUACAGCCUUACAUUGUUCCUGAUUAUGUGAAAAUUCAUCAUGCUUCUGAAACAGCAGCAAUGAAAUUCUGAGCAUCAGAUUCUCAUCUUAAAUUGACUUGAGCUGGAAAGUGUAAUUGCUUUCCAAGGUGAAUGAUUUUAUUUUAAAGAAGCUUCACAUUGUCUUUCCCCUGCCAUUGCCACUUUAGAAAAAUAUUAGAAAGGAUAAUCUUUAUUAGAAAUUAAGGAGAAAGUGUCCUGAAACAAAUUGUAUAGCCAAUCAAAUAUUUUAACUGGAGAAAUGUGAUUCAACUUACAUUAUGGUUUAAAGAAAAUAACUUUAAAUGAUUUAUAAGCACUGUAACUGUUUAUCCAAUUUGAGUAGCGUGGUAAUGCUUUGUUUAGAAUUUAUACUCAUUGACCCUUGAGCACCAAAGUUGCUGUAGCGAUGAUCUUUUAAAUAAAGUGAAUGAGCUGACUUGCAAUUCAGCUCUACAGCCUCUAA